Messenger RNA from Sphaerodactylus townsendi, 605 nucleotides. RefSeq names its product neuropeptide S (gene NPS). Gene Ontology annotation, biological process: neuropeptide signaling pathway; positive regulation of synaptic transmission, GABAergic; positive regulation of action potential. Lineage: Eukaryota; Metazoa; Chordata; Lepidosauria; Squamata; Sphaerodactylidae. Bases 59 to 328 code for a protein of 89 amino acids. The record is from RefSeq and is a predicted model, not a curated record. The transcript is spliced from 3 exons. Gene Ontology annotation, cellular component: extracellular region.
UGUCGUUCUACAAUUGUGUAGUUCCACUUACAAUUACAAGUUUUAAAAAAUAACAGAAAUGGUCAGUCUCUUCAGGCUAAAUGUUAUAUUAAUUCUCUGGAUCUCAACAAUGCAUAUGUGGAGGUGUUACCCUAUUGUCCCUUCUAAGGUGUCUGGAAAAUCUGAUUACUGUCUACUCCAGAUGAACCGUUGCCUAGCCAAGGUGGAUGGGUCUGAAGAGCUAGCGUUGUUAAAACCUUUCCUGAGGAAGGUGUUUAUUAAAAGGUCCUUUCGAAAUGGGGUUGGAUCAGGAAUUAAAAAGAAUUCAUUUCAAAGAAUGAAGUCGUAGACAAGUGCCUGAGGAAAUAGACCUAUACAUGAAGAAAGAAAAAGUUUAACUGGAUGUGGUUAAAAUUGUUUGUAGUGCAUUUUAGAUGAUGAAACCAUCAGAGACAAAUGUAUCAGUGUGUUCAUAAUGUAAACAGAUCUUUAUCUGAAACAGUGGAAGCAAAUGUGAUUGUUCAAGCAGGCAUUUUUUCAGAGUUACAGAGUAUGCAUUUUAUUCUAUUUGUAUUAAAAAGUAUUUUUAAUUUAAUGCCACCUGUUAGAAACUAUGUUUCGUAACA